UGACGUCUGGAAAAUUUGUGUCUAUGACAACUUUUGCUCUACUACUCGAGGUCUAUCUACCCUGAAAGUUUCAGAAAUUUUCGUUCGGCCGUUUCUUAGAAACACCGGAAAGGGGGGGGGGGCCCUUAAUGUCGUUGAUGAAAUUAUAUUUUCUUAUAAGAAAAUUGCAUUCUAUAUAUAUGUUUUAGAAACAAGAGCGAAAUUGAGUCGAAUAUUUAAGAAAAGAGACUUGAUGGUUUCGAUCAUUUUGAAUAGCUUUUAAAAAUUUUUUCUUAAUAGUGGUUAUUGUUUUGUAGUUGGUUACAAAUUCCUUGAUCUACUCCGAUUUUCUUGUUCAAUUGAUUCCUUCUCUUAAGAUGCCCAUGCAGAUUUAAUUGACACAAAUAAUAAAGUAACUCUCUUUAUCACACUCCUGUCUAUGCGAUUUGAUAAGAAGCUAUGUGCUAAAUUAAGAUCUUUUAAUUCCAGUAAUCAGAAAAAUAUAACUUCUAAUCAUUUGUUUUUCGGCUUCCGAUUCAUUUUGAUACGAUCUGUGUCAAUCUAGUAAUUCUAGUUGAUCAAAUAAAAUUAACAUAUAUUGUUCUUGUCGUUAAUUAUUAUCUCGCAUCGAAGCUAAUUCGAUUGAUUUUGAAUUAUGUUCUUUUAGAAUGGUCUGAAUUAUAUAUAUGGUGUAAUAAUGAUGAAAAAGAAGAUUUUUUUGAUUGUGUACAAAUACGACAAAAUAGUAUAACAAAUACUAUUUGUCUUCAAUAUGUUUCAUGUAUUCAACAAUCUCAGUAUAUAUGCGAAGCAUCACCUCUCGUUCAAUACGAAUUAGAAACAAAUAUAGCUGAUGCAGAACGUUCAGAUAUAAAAAAUAAAAAUGACGAAAUAAUGGUUAGAGCUCCAGCUAAAGUACCAGCUUUAACGACUAAACGUACCACUUUACGAACAACUGUGAAAACAACAAUACGAACAACCGCCAAAAUAACUGCAAAAUUAACGACACAAACAACUGCAAAAACAACACAAAAAAAACCUGGUUUAAAUACUAAUAAUAUUGUAGAUACUCUCACAGGUGGAAUUAAUGCUGUCGGUCAAAUUUCUAAUGCACUAGGAAAUGUAUUGGCUGGAAAUACAAAUCAAAAUUCACAGCAACCAAAUGGUGAAUAA
Molecule: messenger RNA, 1152 nt
Organism: Rotaria sp. Silwood2
Lineage: Eukaryota; Metazoa; Rotifera; Eurotatoria; Philodinida; Philodinidae
Source: the annotation of a GenBank genome assembly